Molecule: messenger RNA, 4475 nt
Organism: Protopterus annectens (West African lungfish)
Lineage: Eukaryota; Metazoa; Chordata; Ceratodontiformes; Protopteridae
Gene: NR3C2
Product: nuclear receptor subfamily 3 group C member 2
Exons: 10
Coding region: 558-3509 (983 amino acids)
Biological process (GO): regulation of DNA-templated transcription
Molecular function (GO): DNA-binding transcription factor activity; sequence-specific DNA binding; zinc ion binding
Source: RefSeq, a predicted model, not a curated record
CACUUACGACGUCACCUCUAGAGUCAAAACUCCUACUGUUUUUAGCUAAGCAGUGCCGGAAAAAGAGAAAUAACCAGAAAACUCAUGUUUUUUCACAGAUGCUAAGGGCAGGGACAGAAUAACAGAGACAAAAGGAUAUUAAGACAGCGUACAGAAAGUUCACUGCGUCCCUCUCAUGUUAGUGACUUUUUGGAUCUGCAGUGUCCGGGCCUAACUUUUUUUGGAAUUGGUUUAUGUAUAGUGCCUACUGUAGGUGGCAAUGCGUGAGGAGUAAAGCCCACCCUUUGGGAGCUGUCAAAGCUGGAGCACUACUGGCCAACCUUCCGCACCUCUGAAUAAGGCUCUGCUUUGCCCAUCCAAUUUAUGCAUGCCUUGGGGAAUUAAUCUGCUGAGAAAGUUUUUUUUUCACUGAGCUCACCGUUUUGACAAGCUUAGUGGAAAAUCAUUUGAAGCCCACGAGGAUGCCAUAAAAAGGACUGAUCCAGUUCUUCGUGCUGUGUUCAUCAGCAACAGUAGAAAACUGCUCCCUCUCUCUUCCCUGAAAAUAGUAUAUAUCUAUGCAAACUAUGGAAACUAAAGGACUUGGAAAUCAUCCUGAAGGCCUAAAUAUGGCAAGAAGAUGGGGAAACGUUCCUCAUGCAACAGAGUACUUCCUCCUUGGAUCUCGGGAGCAUGCUGACAGUCUAAUAGGAGUUCUUAAUGUAGGCUGUGGUACUAGUGUUAUUUCACAUUGUGAAAUGCGGGAAGUCCAAGAAGGAAAAGUAGAACAACUUCCAUUUGUCCAGCAAGAUGUGUUACAGCCUGCUGUUACAUUUUGUAAUGCAAAAAAUGAAUUGGAAUCAAAAGAGCUAUCUAAAACAGUAGCUGAGUCUAUGGGACUCUACAUGGAUUCGGUAAGGGAUGUUGAUUAUAACUACGAACCCCCUCAUCAGCAGACUCUUGUGACUUCUGAAAAGAUUUACAGAGAUGGAUCACAGCAGGUGGACUUGUAUGAGAGAAAGAUCAGCCAGUGUUCUACUUCCUUGAGCAAUGCCAGCAGUACGUUGAGGUCUCUUAUUUCUUCUCGCUCGUCUGAAGCAAUUGCUGCAAGCAAGGGCUGCUCACCAAGAAGUCCUGUUGAAACACCUGCUUCUGUUCAGAGUCCCCAUGUUAUUCCUCCAUUGUCCAGCCCUCUUGGCGAUACACUGGUAUCCUCUUCCCCUCACUCUGGUAGUUUCGGUAACACCGAUCCAUGUCACAGCCCCAGUAAUCCUUGUUCUUCUGUUUCCAGCUCCAUUGAUGCUGAUACUCGAGGUUACAUGUCGCAUAGUCCCAAGCAUGACAGUAGCAUAACUUCUACACUUUCUAGUCCUGGUAUUUGCAGGCAGUCCCCUAUUUCAAGUCCUCUUAGUCAUUGCACUAUGAAGUCCCCAGUUUUGAGCCCCGCUAGUAUUACAGCAGUGACCUCUGUAGCAAGCCCUGGGAGUGUCAACAGUAGGAGGUCAUCAGUCUCCAGCCCACCUCACACUGGUAGUAUGAGGUCUGAUAUCUGUAGUCCUGCUGCUAUCAACACUGUCUCUUCUGUCUGUAACCCCUCAGCCAGCAAUAUCCAGGACAAUACCCCUGCUAGCACAGCGGCUACAGGACUUGCUGUGCCAGGUGAUUUCCAUAGUCUAGAAACAAAGGAGGGUAUUCAAGAAAUAAAUAUGUCUACACUGGAGAAAACAGAAAGUGAUACGUCAAAUAGUGGAGCAGUGGAUUGCAAAAACUUUGUUAAGUUUGUCAAAACUGAGCCUUUGACUACCAUGCCUCACACAGAUGAGAGCAGUAACACACCCAGUUCAACCUUUGCCAUACCAAUAAAACAGGAACAUAGCAAAGAUUCUUGUCUGAAUUCUGUUUUUGGUGGUCUAGAUACAUCUGAUCCUUUUCCAUUCACGGAAAAGUCAUUUUUAACUUUUAGGAAUAGCAAAGACUACUAUUCCCUGUCUGGAAUAUUAGGACCACCCCCUACAUCGUUUGAAUGCAGUGCAGAAAGUGAUUUUUUAUUCUGUCCAAAUCUAACCAUGGGAAUUAAGCAGGAAUAUGACAGCGAUCCUUUCUGCCAUGACAGUAACAUGCCUAUGUCAGCAAUUGUAGGAGUUAAUUCAGGGGGACAGUCCUUUCACUACAGGAUAGGAGCACAAGGCACAAUCUCUUUGUCACGACCUGUUGCUACGGAUCCACCAGCCACACUAGGGAAUACCUAUUCUUCUGGUAAUGCAGUAGUAGGAACAUGGAAAUCCCAUGGAAGUUUGUCACAAAGCUACAUGUCGUCAAAGAAUGACGGAUACCCUCUUACAGGAUGCAUUCCAGAGAACCUGUCAAGCUCUGCACUGAGGAAUACCUCAUCAGGGUCUUCAAGACCUUCCAAAGUGUGUCUAGUGUGUGGUGACGAAGCAUCAGGUUGUCACUAUGGUGUGGUUACAUGUGGCAGCUGCAAAGUUUUCUUCAAGAGAGCUGUUGAAGGACAGCACAACUACCUGUGUGCAGGAAGGAAUGACUGCAUUAUUGACAAAAUUCGGCGGAAAAACUGCCCUGCGUGUCGUUUACGGAAAUGUCUUCAGGCUGGAAUGAAUUUGGGAGCACGCAAAUCCAAGAAACUGGGGAAGUUAAAAAGUAUACAAGAGGAGCAGCGGCCACGAAGUCCCGAAGAAGGUACAAUUUACAUGGAUUCAUUGAAAGAAUCCGCUUCAGCAUCGACUCUCCUUCGUUUGCCUAGUAUUCCAGCACACCUUAGCCCGUCCGUGGGGGCAGUGUUAGAAAGUGUUGAACCAGAUGUGGUGUAUGCAGGAUUUGACAGCUCUCAACCAGACACUACAGAGCAUUUGCUCUCCAGCUUAAACCGACUUGGUGGAAAGCAGAUGAUUCGGACGGUAAAAUGGGCAAAAGUUCUUCCAGGGUUUAGAACGUUGCCUCUUGAGGACCAAAUUACCUUAAUCCAGUACUCCUGGAUGUCCAUUUCCUCGUUCGCAUUAUGCUGGAGGUCCUAUAAGCAUGCCAGUGGCCAGAUGUUAUACUUUGCACCAGACCUGGUAUUUAAUGAAGAGAGGAUGCAGAGGUCAGCAAUGUAUGAUUUGUGUCAGGGGAUCCGACGAAUCAGCUUGGAAUUUGUACGCUUGCAAAUUAUGUAUCAAGAAUACCUGACAAUGAAGGUACUGGUUCUUCUGAGCACAGUCCCAACAGAUGGUCUGAAAGAUCAAAGUGGAUUUGAAGAGAUGAGAGCAAGCUACAUUAAAGAGUUAAGAAGGAUUGUAGCAAAGAACACCGGUAACUCUGGGCAAAGCUGGCAACGGUUUUAUCAAAUCACUAAACUACUUGACUCCAUGCAUGACCUUGUAGAAGGCCUGCUGGAGUUCUGUUUCUGCACAUUUCGUCAGUCUCUGGCAUUGAGAGUUGAAUUUCCUGCAAUGCUAGUGGAAAUAAUUAAUGAUCAGUUACCAAAAGUGGAAGCUGGACAGACAAAGUCAUUGUACUUUCACAGGAAGUAGUGGAACAAAUAACAGUGUCUUACAGGAGGAGAACUAUGCCUUAAGGUUGCUUAAUGAAUUCCAUGUAGCUGAAGGACCUGAAAAUAUAUUUCUGUCUUGCAGUUUCCUUGAAGUGACCACAUAAAAGAUGAUUUGCACGUAACAGGACUGAAGAUCUGGAAAGAAAAACACCACCUCAAUGACUCAGAAACACACAAAAAUGCUGUUAUUGUGGAUGAAAAGCCAUAUUUAGUUAACAUUUGUAAGAACUCAACAGUUAAACAGAGACUGACAUUUAAAAUAUGCCAUGGAAUUUCUAAGCAUCAUUUUACACCAAGAAAAGGAUUAAAGAGCUAAUAACAUUUUUUCUUCUUAAGACUAAGAAUGGCAUAUUAAUAUAUAUAGUCAUUAUGGGGCAUUAUAUUUUUCUUGUAAAAAGAUUGUACAGCAGUAGCAAAGGAAAAUUUUUUGUUGUUGUUUAAUCACAUUAUCAAAUCUUGGGCAUUUUUUCUUCUACGUUAUUUAGUGUAGCUGCAGUGCUGUGUAUUAAAGCUCAGUUAUUGUGUAGAAUUUGUCAUAAAAUGUCCAGACAGGCCUCAGUUUUUAUUGCAUUUCUUGUGCUGGCUUGAGAAAUAAUAUUUGCAGUCCUUGUCUUUUCUGUAUAUUGAUGUAUGUAUAAAUUGUGAAGGACCUGAAAUAAGCUGUUUGGAACUGUUGUAAAUGAGACAGAACAAUAAUAAUCUUUAAUGGUUAAUACGAAGAAUGGGAAUGUAUUUUUGAAAGAAUUCUAUUUUGCAGGAAAAUAUUUAAGUACUUUAUCUAAAAGAGAUUAAGUUUUUUUUGUAUAGUGAAAUGUUUAUGCAUGCAUAAUUUACCAGCGUUUACAGUGUAUUUAAGAAAGAAAGCCGUGCCUUUUUUAACCUCCUAUCUCAUGUACUAUUUUACAGGUUUUGGUACCUGUUGUAAAUAAUGACACAUUAAGUUACA